Messenger RNA from Rotaria socialis, 993 nucleotides. Lineage: Eukaryota; Metazoa; Rotifera; Eurotatoria; Philodinida; Philodinidae. The record is from the annotation of a GenBank genome assembly.
AUGACGACAGAAAAUAUACCAACACUGGUUUCUAUUUCACAAUAUAUAACUUUAUACGUUGGUUCAGCUAUAUUUAUUGCUGGUGUGAUUGGAAGUUUUCUCAAUAUCAUUAUAUUUCUUGGCCUACGAACCUUUCGUGAAAAUUCCUGCGUAUUUUAUUUAAUUUUCAUGUCCUUUGUAAAUAUUGGUAAUUUAAUGGCAGGACUACUUUCACGCAUCAUGAUCAGUGGAUUUAAACUUGAUUGGACACUAAUUUCACCCGUCUAUUGUAAAUUAAGAUGGUAUGGUCUUCAAUUUGGUGUUCUGACUUCGUUUACAUGUACAUGUUUAGCAGCUAUUGAUCAAUAUAUGUGUACCAAUGCUCGUCUUGAAUGGCGUCAAUGGAGUACUACGAACGUAGCUCAUCGUUUAAUACUAAUAAUGACUAUUGCUUGGCUACUACACGGAGUUCCAUAUUUAAUAUAUUUUAAUUUAGUUCAAGCACCUAUUACUGGCGGAAUUUCAUGCGCCAGUGAUAAUUUAGCCUUUCAACAAUAUCAUACUUAUGGUUAUCUUAUUAUACUUGCAGGUGUUAUACCUCUUAUCAUUACUUGUAUUUUUGGACUGUUAGCUCGUAAUAAUGUUCAUCAGCUAGCACAUCGUACAGUACCUCUUGUUCAACGUUCUUUAGAUAAACAAUUAACCAACAUGGUUCUUCAUCAAAUUCUAUUUAAUUUCAUUUUUACAUUCCCAUAUACUUUUCACACAAUUUUGACAUCAUUUCCAUAUGAUAUCAAAGAUCCAGAUAUACUGGCAAAGUUAGAUUUUGUAAAUGUUAUAACCAUUCUCUUCUAUUAUUUAAGCUUUGCAGGCCCCUUCUAUAUUUAUACGUGUACAUCUGAACGAUUUCGUCAACAAAUAAUUUAUGUUUUAUUGAAUGUACAUCUCAAACGAUGGCAACGACCCAUAAUACAGAUUAAUCAAGUGGCCCCUACUUCACAUGAGAAUCCAUAA